This is a messenger RNA of Penicillium angulare, 1005 nucleotides long. Its product is annotated as SEC14 family lipid-binding protein. Bases 1 to 1005 code for a protein of 334 amino acids. The record is from RefSeq and is a predicted model, not a curated record. NCBI's taxonomy places the organism in Eukaryota, Fungi, Ascomycota, Eurotiomycetes, Eurotiales, Aspergillaceae. The transcript is spliced from 3 exons.
AUGGCAGCCGCUACUGAACAGAAGUUGCCUGUCGACCCUAAGUACGAUUCGUACGACUUCCCUACUACCGCCCCCGAGGAUCAGCCUGGCCACCCUGGCCACACAACACCGGAACAAGAUGAGAAGGUCCAGAAGCUGCGCGAGGAUCUCGAGAAGGACGGGUACACUGAGCGAUUGGAUACUCUGACCCUGCUUCGUUUCCUGCGUGCUCGCAAGUUUGAUCUCGUGGCUUCUAAGGCGAUGUUCGUCGGCUGUGAGAAGUGGCGCAAGGAAUUCGGAACUGAUACUCUCCCCGCCACUUUCGAUUAUAAGGAGAAGGCGGAGGUGUCCAAGUUCUACCCCCAAUACUACCAUAAGACCGACAAGGAUGGCCGCCCCGUCUACAUCGAGAAGAUGGGCAAGAUCGACCUCAACGCCAUGUACAAGAUCACCACCGGCGACCGCAUGCUCCAGAACCUUGUCACCGAGUACGAGAAGCUGUCCGACCCCCGUCUGCCCGCUUGCUCCCGCAAGGCCGGCAAGCUGCUUGAGACUUGCUGCUCCAUCAUGGACCUGAAGGGUGUUGGUAUCACUAGCAUUCCCUCUGUCUAUGGAUACGUGCGCCAAGCUUCCGAGAUCUCCCAGAACUACUACCCCGAGCGUCUUGGCAAGCUCUAUCUGAUCAACGCCCCUUGGGGUUUCAGCAGUGUUUUCAGCGUUGUCAAGGGUUUCCUUGACCCCGUCACUGUCAACAAGAUCCACGUUCUGGGCAGCGGCUACCAGAAGGAAUUGCUCGCUCAGGUCCCCAAGGAGAACCUGCCUGUUGAGUUCGGUGGCUCCUGCAGCUGCGAGGGUGGCUGUGAGCUGUCCGAUAUGGGUCCCUGGCAAGAAGCUGAGUGGGCUCGCACCCCUGCCUGGGCUAACAAGAAGGAGGAGGCUGCUGCCCCUGCUGUUGUUGAGAACGAGGACCCCGGAUACGAGAAGAAGGACGCCGAGGGCCAGGAGGGCGUUGAGACCAGUGCUUAA